UGUAUAAAAGCCGCAUCGCCUGUCGUGCAGCUUUGGCCUGAAAAAGAACACGCAGAGACGUACGCAGAUCUGAACUUUGCUGCAGCUUCCUUAGCGUUCAUUUCGAGAAGAAGAGCGUACGCCACAUGCCCUGGAUUUCCCGCGUCACAGCAGCAACUCGUAGCUGGCGGCGCGUUGUGUACGAAGACUUUCCGACGGACCUGCGACGCAGAGAACCUCGUGAACGUCAGCCGCUGUAAAGAGAGAGGGAGGGAGAAACUGCAAGAAUGGACACGCUGACGCUCAGUGACGGUCUGAGCGGGCCGCACUCACGCGCUCCCGGCAAUACUCUCCUGUACUACCCCCCACCUACAAGCCGGCCUCGUGCCCACUCUACCGGCAGCCCACUCCCUGCAUCCAAGAGAACCACAGUCAAGAUUGUCAUGGGCGGUAAGAGCUACACGAAACCCCGUGCCGCCUUCGAAGAGGUGAAGAAACAGACCCAGCCGACCGGCGUGAGCACCAGUCGCUACAAGACCGAACUGUGCAGACCGUACCAGGAGUACCGGGUCUGCAAGUACGGGGACAAGUGUCAGUUUGCUCACGGGAUACACGACCUGCGGGUAAUGCCUCGCCACCCCAAGUACAAAACAGAGCUGUGUCGCACCUACCACUCAACCGGGCUCUGUCCCUACGGACCUCGCUGUCACUUCAUCCACAACUUGGACGAGGCUCGUCAGGCGGACUCCGGCAGCACUCCUCCGCCCAGCCCCGUCAAGAAAUCCUCGGCUGCCCCUUACUCCACCUCUCUCCCCAUUAGUCCGUCCGUUGACUCCGGGAUUUCGUCCCCCGACGGUUGCCCCGGGACUUGUCGGAGUUUCGAGUUCCCCGUGGUUGGGUCAGGGAGCAGCGGCAGCAGUGGGGCAGGGUCUGGUUCGGACGAGGGCGGAGACGAACGCUUCACUCAUGCCCCUCCCCUCACCCGGUCGAGGUACGCCACCUAUUCCCCACUCAGCUCUGAGUACACCGAUCUUGAGUCCAGCGAAUCUGGGAUUCUCUCCGACUACGGCCAGGAUCCGUUCGGUGAGACCGACGCCACUUCCUCGUACGGGAGUUACUCCCCGCUCAAGUCUGCCGGUCGAGGCGGAGGAAACGGGUUUAGGGUGCCGUCGGACCCGGCGCUGGACUUGCAGAACCUGUUGAUGGGUCUCGGGAUCAGGGACUCCCCCGCACUCCCUCCGCCCCUGUCCCCUCGGCUCUCCCCGUCCGCUGCCAACUCUGCCCGAAGCCGUCUGCCCGUAUUUGACAACAUGAUGAGCUCACAGAGCGACACGGCUCUCCUCGUCGGUUGUGCGAGUGACCCUCUUCGCGGGAGGGUGGCAUCUUUCCCCACUUUUCCAUGAAGUAACCCCACAAUUAAGUUUUUCACCGUCCCUGCAUUCCGUGCCAAUCCCCCCUUUUUCUACAGCGUGUCCUUUUUUACAAGUCACUUAGUAUUUGCGACCCCUCUUUAUAUGAUGUGUGUUUUUGUGCGUGAUUCAGCCUACCAUAAACCCCUCCAUCUAUCAGAUAUUGUAUAUGUACACCACUGGUGUGAGGGCCUGUGGCUCAAUGAAACCUUAACACGUGUAUGUUCUGUCGUUCUGUCAUUCGUGUGUUGUGUUUAUUUGCCCCCAAAAAUGUUAGUAUAGCACACAGGUCAACAACCAACACUUUUGUUGUUCUUUUCACUACCACAUACCCAACCAACAUUGACGGCUGUUGUAAACUCCAGUAUUUAUUGCUUCCAUCCCUGCUAUUUAUAUAACUUAUUUCAUGCUCCAAUAGCCUCUGUCAUAAUAUUGUAGAAAUGUUUUACACAUUGUGUAUCACUAUUAUUAUUAUUGUAUAUACACCACUUGUAAUCACAGAGCCAAUUGGGCACUUUUACACCAUUAAUCAUUAGUGUUAGGUUCCGUUAUUCAUAUUUUUUGCACUCUAAUUAUUUAUUUAUUUAUGUCUGUCCCCUCUGAGUAUUAUUAUAAUACAAGUUAUUUAUGAUUUUUAAUUGACGACA
Geodia barretti is the source of this 2035-nucleotide messenger RNA. Lineage: Eukaryota; Metazoa; Porifera; Demospongiae; Tetractinellida; Geodiidae. The record is from the annotation of a GenBank genome assembly.